AUGGCUGUUUUGGGAGUCCUCAUUGGAUCGCAGUUCCCUGGUCCUCGUAGUGAAUCGCUGCGCAAAGAGUUCCAGGUUCCUGCCCUUAACAGAGGCAGAACUACGAAGUGCGCAAGCAGCGGCGGCACUGAGAAACUAGUUGGUUGUCAAUACGACAGCAAUAUUUUUGAAGCUGCUUCAACCACCAGACCUGAAUACGAGAGGGCGCCACUGUAUCCAAAAAAC
This is a messenger RNA of Iphiclides podalirius (scarce swallowtail), 225 nucleotides long. Lineage: Eukaryota; Metazoa; Arthropoda; Insecta; Lepidoptera; Papilionidae. The record is from the annotation of a GenBank genome assembly.